AUGUCUAUGCUCGCCAUGGCUGCUCCAUCCCCCCAUUCAGCAUUCAAGUCCUACCCUUGGGAUGGCGGCAGGUCUGCUUCCACAGACUACUCUUCGCGUCCUCGCACUGAGCCCGAGAGAAUCGCCCUUCCUUCCAUUCGCCAGGCCAUCCCAGAACUUCACCUUCGCCUGCAGCCACAGGAGGCGUCAACCACAAGGACAACGUCUUCCAACACCUCGCCAACCGUUGGAUAUGCCGGUGUCAUGACCCCUCCGGAGUACGUUCACUCGCCAAACUCGAACAAGAGGAGGAGGCUUUCGAUCGAUCACGAGGAGGAGAGUGAGAGAGUUAGCCGCGUGCCGAGACUUUACGACAGCCCUGCCCGUAUUCCUCAACGUCAAAUCUCCCCGCCAGUCCCUUCCCGCGCUGCCACUGAGAGCUGGACCGGAUCAGCGAGAACCAGCCCUUAUAUGUCUUCCUCCGGCAUGACUUCCAUGCGAUCCCCUGCCAUGGAGGUCAACGAGCGCUCUGAGAUCCGCCCCACGCUUCCCAGCCUGCCGCCCAUGAACUUUUCCGAGCGGGAGUCCAUCCCCAUGCAGCGUGUCCGUGGUCACUCUCAGGAUGAGUUCCAGCCCAUCCGUCCCUCGAUGGGUAUGCCCCCUGCUCCCAUGAUGGAGGCAGCUCCCGCCUACCGCACCAGCGGUUACGCCUACGGAUACCACCACCCCAGCCGAGUGCAGUCUCUGUCUCUCGGUGCCAUCCACCCGUUCGAUCGCACGCCUUUCUCUGCCGCCGGCUAUGGCCACUACCCUGAAUUCAUGCGCAUUGGAGAGCUUGGCGCCAUGGGGAUGCACGGCGACAGCAAGCAACGCAAGCGCCGCGGCAACCUGCCCAAGGAGACGACUGACAAGCUGCGUGCGUGGUUUGUGGCUCACUUGCACCACCCGUACCCCACCGAGGACGAGAAGCAGGAGCUCAUGCGUCAGACUGGAUUGCAGAUGAACCAAAUCUCCAACUGGUUCAUCAACGCGCGGCGCCGGCAGCUGCCCACCAUGAUCAGCAACGCCCGUGCUGAGUCCGACGCCAUGUCCAGCCGCAGCGGCGAGAGCAAGAUCCUGCCGUCGACAGAGCGCGCCGACUACGAUGAUGGCAAGCGCUCCAGCGUUCCUCUUAGCGACGGCGAGGCCUUUGACGAGGACCUCGAGAGCCUGAAGCAACGGCGCUCGGCGCACAUCAAGAGGGGGAGCAUCUAG
This is a messenger RNA of Colletotrichum aenigma, 1233 nucleotides long. It is a transcript of the gene PKNOX1, whose product is annotated as Homeobox protein PKNOX1. The transcript is spliced from 3 exons. Lineage: Eukaryota; Fungi; Ascomycota; Sordariomycetes; Glomerellales; Glomerellaceae. The record is from RefSeq and is a predicted model, not a curated record. Gene Ontology annotation, biological process: regulation of transcription by RNA polymerase II. Gene Ontology annotation, molecular function: DNA-binding transcription factor activity, RNA polymerase II-specific; RNA polymerase II cis-regulatory region sequence-specific DNA binding. The coding region runs from base 1 to 1233 and encodes 410 amino acids.